AUGACCUUCCGGGGCGGAUCGUUCACGGACAUCGGUUCAGCCAGCUGGGCAGAGGCCGACACCGGUGAUGUUAACGGUGGCGACAAUGGUGAUGGCGGGCCAUCAACCUCCAUGGGCUACACAGUGGAUGGUACCGGCCGCAACUGGAUGGUUGUGACUGCAGGUGUGAUCUUCAGCGACGUGCUGGGUCCACACACGUGGCCGUCGGGCGCUGCCGGCCGGCGCCAGUCCCCAGUGAACGUCCGGUCGGAGUGCGUGCAGCAGGUGGACGGCUGCCCGCCUCUGCUCUGGCCGGGAUACGACGUCCUGCCCUGCAAGCUCAGCCUCAGCAACGACGGAACAGCAGGUGCCGAAAUGACUGUGCUGUGUCGAGGCCAUUCAGCACCUCGCCACCGGAGCAGCACGCCGGCCCUCAGUGGCGGCCCUCUGGGCGAGGGCUGCUGGCCCUUCGCUUGGGCCGAGUUCCACUGGGGGCCCAGCGACGACGAAGGCUCGGAGCACACCCUCGACUACUGCCGGUACGCCCUCGAGCUGCAGGUCGUGCACGGGCCCUGCGAAGGUGCGCAGUAUGAGUACGUCUGCGUCGCCGUACUCUUCGAGGCGGUCAUGGAGGACAACCCGUACCUGGACCCGGUGGUGCAGGCGCUGCACCAGGUGAGGCGGCCCGGCUGCUGCACGCACCUGCUGCCCUUCCCGCUGGACUGGCUGUCGCCGCCGAUGGAGCAGUCUUACCUCUCGUACUGCGGCUCGCUCACCAGACCGCCCUGCAGUGAGGGCGUCCUCUGGAUCCUCCGCCCGCACCCGCUCACCAUCUCCAGUCGGCAGGUACCUACCUGUGUCGGAGUUCCGCCGCCUGUUGGACUGCAAAUGGUGCCCUCUGGUGAGGAACACGCGGCCCGUCCAGCGGAUGCACGGCCGCCCGGUCUGCUGCUACUGCGACUGACCGAGUGGAGCCGGCCGACCGCCUCACUUGCUGCCAGCUGGAAAACAAAGUGCCCGCCUCUUGCUGACACCACUCCUCCUCACAACUAG
This is a messenger RNA of Schistocerca nitens (vagrant locust), 1032 nucleotides long. Its product is annotated as carbonic anhydrase 1-like. The transcript has 5 exons. The coding region runs from base 1 to 1032 and encodes 343 amino acids. Gene Ontology annotation, cellular component: cytoplasm. NCBI's taxonomy places the organism in Eukaryota, Metazoa, Arthropoda, Insecta, Orthoptera, Acrididae. The record is from RefSeq and is a predicted model, not a curated record. Gene Ontology annotation, molecular function: carbonate dehydratase activity; zinc ion binding.